UAAGCUAUUGAUAAAAAAUGAUACGUGAGGGUAAAAAUAUCUAUUUGCGUUGAUAUAAAUAUCGGAAUAUGUUAAUCGAACAUCAUUGUGUUCUCAACGAAUCAAUAACAACAACAUGCGUGUCUUGGCUAUCCUGGCCUUGUGCCUGGCUGCAGUAGCAGCUGUCCCAUCCAGCUCCCAAAGGAUUGUGGGAGGAUCGGUGACCACCAUCAGCCAGUAUCCUAGCAUUGCUUCUCUGUUAUACACAUGGAACUGGAGCAGCUACUGGCAGGCAUGCGGUGGUACCAUCCUCAACAACCGCUCCAUCCUUACUGCUGCUCACUGCACAAUCGGUGACGCCGCAGGCAGAUGGCGUAUCCGCGUAGGCUCUACCUGGGCCAACAGCGGUGGUGUCGUUCACAACGUCGCCCAGAACAUCGUCCACCCUCAAUACAAUCAAGGAGGUCGUUACAACAAUGACAUCGCUAUCCUUCGCUCCGCCUCCACCUUCUCUUUCAACAACAAUGUUCAGGCUGGAUCCAUCGCUGGUGCCAACUACUACCCCGGUGACAACCAGGCUGCCUGGGCUGCUGGAUGGGGUGACACUUACGCUGGAUCAAACGCUGGCUCCGAGCAGCUCCGUCACGUCCAGGUUGUCAUCAUCAACCAGAACCAUUGCAGAAACCAAUACGCCAACACUAUCUACACCAUCACCGACAACAUGUUGUGCUCCGGCUGGCCCAACGGUGGUCGCGACCAGUGUCAGGGUGACUCUGGUGGUCCUCUCUACCACAACGGCAUCGUUGUUGGUGUCUGCUCUUUCGGUAUUGGUUGUGCUCAGGCUCAAUACUCUGGUGUCAACGCUCGUGUGUCUCGCUACACCUCUUGGAUUUCCGCUAAUGCAUAAGACUGAUAUUUAGACUAAAAUUCCUUUUUUAUGUACACAAUAAAUUUUAUGCUUCAAUCAA
Messenger RNA from Spodoptera frugiperda (fall armyworm), 947 nucleotides. RefSeq names its product trypsin CFT-1-like. The transcript has 4 exons. NCBI's taxonomy places the organism in Eukaryota, Metazoa, Arthropoda, Insecta, Lepidoptera, Noctuidae. Gene Ontology annotation, molecular function: serine-type endopeptidase activity. The record is from RefSeq and is a predicted model, not a curated record. Gene Ontology annotation, biological process: proteolysis. The coding region runs from base 116 to 886 and encodes 256 amino acids.